This is a messenger RNA of Durusdinium trenchii, 2240 nucleotides long. Lineage: Eukaryota; Dinophyceae; Suessiales; Symbiodiniaceae. The record is from the annotation of a GenBank genome assembly.
CAUUUUUCAGCCGUUUCUUCACCACCCCGCGCUUGCUUGGCGCACGUUCAACGCUGAUCGCCAUGGACUGUUCGUCUUGGCCUCCAUGGAAUCUGAACGGCCAGCCAAGCGGGCUCGUCAGGACCAGAAGACCGUGGCAUUGCCCAUUCUUGCUUUCCGAGAGGAGAUUGUAAGAGCUGUCCGGCAACAUCGCGUUGUGGUCCUCGUGGGGGAAACAGGGAGUGGCAAGACAACACAGGUGCCACGUUUCCUCUACGAAGCUGCUGUGGCCACACGGCCGGGAAGCAUCGCAGUGACGCAGCCACGGCGCAUUGCAGCCAUCAGCGUGGCUCAUCGUGUGGCUUCAGAGAUGGGCUGCGAAGUAGGAGAUCUCGUUGGAUACCACGUGCGCUUUUUGAACCGCACCUCCUCCAAGACGAAAUUGAAGUAUAUGACCGAUGGAAUGCUCGUUCGAGAGUCCGCAGCUGGAGGAGCUCAUGCAGGGAUCAAUGGUUCGUCCAUCGUCGUAUUGGAUGAAGCCCAUGAGCGUGGAAUAAAUACUGACGUGCUGCUUGGACUGGUGAAGCUAGCCUUGGAGGAAGACAAACCACCUGGGCUACGAGUAGUUGUGAUGUCUGCCACAAUCCAUGCUGCACCCUUUGUGAAUUUCUUUGGUGGGAGCAAGGAGGUGAAACUGGUCAAAGUUCCAGGAAGACAGCAUCCAGUGCAAGUGUUCUAUACACCAGCUCCAGAGCCAGACAUUAUAGAGGCAGCGCUCAUCUCAGUGUUGCAGCUGCACCUGACCAGACCUGCUGGUGACGUGCUGGUGUUUUUGCCUGGUCAAGAUGACAUUGAAAGCUUACAAAGACUCCUAGAAGAGAAGCAGGAGAUGUUAAUCAAAGAAAGGCAAGAGAACCCCACCAAGCGUGUCGUUGAUCAGCAAGGUGGUCUCUCUACAUCAUCAUGGCCGACUUACGAGAAGGUGCAGAAUCUCUUGGUGAGACCGAUCUACGCAUCGUUGCCCUUUGACCAGCAGGAGCUUGUGUUUCAGCCAAGUCCUCCUGGGUGCCGGAAAGUUAUCCUGGCAACCAACAUCGCAGAGACGUCCAUCACCAUUCCAGGAAUCAGGUAUGUGAUUGACACUGGAUUGGUAAAGCUAAAGAUGACCAAUCCUCACACAGGAGUUGAGAUGCUCAGGACCGUUGAAACUUCACAAGCUUCUGCUUUGCAGAGGGCUGGGCGUGCAGGGCGUGAAGCUCCGGGAGAAGUCUUUCGACUUUAUGUCGAGUCAGAAUAUCACAAGAUGCCUGUUCAGACACCCGCUGAAAUUCUUCGUUGUGAAAUGGCUGAAGUCUACAUGCAACUCAAGGCUCUUGGCGUGGCAAAGGUUGUGGGAUUUCCGUUGGUCGACAAACCCCCACGAGAAGCCUUGGAGAAGGCCGCACAUUUUCUAUGUCGCAUUGGCGCUUUGGAUACAAGAGAUGACUUGACCGAUCUGGGCCGAAAGCUGGCCACGAUGCCUGUGAGCCCUCUGUACGCGCACUGUUUGCAUGUAUCCUUUGAGUUUGAGUGUACUGCUGAGAUCCUCAGCAUCGUAGCGAUGUUGUCAGCAGAUGCCCAGAUCUUCAUCACCUCCAAGAAGGAGCGAGAUGGCGCAAAAGCCAAGGCAUUUCACCACGAGGAUGGUGACCAUCUCUGUUUGCUCUCAGCAUUCAGUCAGUGGAAGAAGCAUCAGCAUCAAAAGGCCUUUGCUUCGCAGAAUGGUCUCAAUCAUGCUGCUCUGGAGAAGUCUGUGACGAUUCGCAAUCAACUGAAAGAUGUCUUGCACCAAGCAUGGGGAGCAUCCCAAAUUUCCAGCUGUGGCGGGCCCAAGAACUGGAUGACGGUGCGCAGAUGCCUUUUGAAGGGCCUGUUCACACAGACAGCGCGACGAGAUGAAGUGAAUCAGAAUUCCUACCGGACCUUUCUCUCAAGACAGGAGGCCAGACUGCAUCCUUCAAGUGUGCUUCACCGACGUCAACCACCACCGCCCUGCGUUGUCUACACCGAGUUGUUCGUUACAGCCAAGAGCUAUUUGCGAACAGUUACCGAGGUGGAUCCUGCCUGGCUUCCAGAACUUUGUCCUCGUUUCUUCAGCACAGGUUAAUGAUCCAUGAUGCCGACGUGAGUUCUUUGUGGGGAGGUCACAAAACCAAGGAGGAGAAGGAGAAGAAAAUUCCAAAGAUAUUCAAGAUUCAACAUAUAUAUAUAUACAUCGCUUU